AUGGAAACCUGCAUGGGUAUUUUGAAGGUAAGAGGCCUACGACAAGGUGAUCCUAUGUCCUCUUAUCUCUUUACUUUGGUUAUGGAAGUACUCACUUUGUUGUUGCAGUAUGUCUCGUCGGAUUCUCCAUUUACUUUCCAUCACCAAUGUGUGCAACAAUCUGUUAUAAAUGUCUGUUUUGCAGAUGAUUUAUUUCUUUUUGCUCAUGGUGAUUUAGAUUCAGCAAAGGUUGUUAUGGAUGCUUUGAAUGUUUUCAAAGACAUGUCAGGGCUGACUCCGAAUCUUCCAAAGAGUACCAUUUUCUUUUGUAAUGUUUCUGACCGGGUGAAGAAUGCCAUAUUAGAUAUUAUGCCCUUUGAAGAAGAUCAGCUAUCGGUAAAAUAUUUAGGGGUGCAUUUGAUAUCGACUAGACUUGUGUACAAAGAUUGUGCCAUUCUUAUUGAGCGCAUGGAAAAGAAAAUCACGAAUUGGUUAUAUUUUGCAGGUAGACUCCAAUUAAUUAAUUCUGUUUUGAUCUCUAUGCACACGUAUUGGGCCUCCGUUUUCAUUCUUCCUACUCGUAUCCUUCAUGAGCUUGAACGAAAAAUGAGAGGUUUUUUAUGGUGUCAAGGGGUCUUGGUAAAGGGUAAGGCUAAAGUUGCUUGGAAGUCUGUAUGUACUCCAAAAUAUGAAGGCGAUCUAGGUAAAAGACACAUUUUUGAUUUGAAUAAUGCCCUUAUUGAGAAGCAUGUGUGGAGUAUUCUGAAUAACCGUGAGUCCUUAUGGGUUAAGUGGGUACAUUCUUAUAGGUUGAAGGGGCGAAAUUUCUGGGAUUUCCCUUUUCAAUCGAAUGUAAGCUGGGGUUGGCGAAAGCUGCUGCAAUUGCACCCCAUAAUUAGGCCUUUUAUUUGGUCUAAACUAGGUGAUGGUUGUUCAACGUCCGUAUGGUUUGACAAAUGGUUUUCUGGUUGCCCAUUAAGGGAUUUCUUGUCACCUAGGGACAUUUCCAGAGCUGGCUUCGUGAUGUCUAGCUCAGUGGCGGACUUGGUUGAUAAUGGAUCUUGGAAAUGGCCGAAUGCAUGGUUGGAUUCUUUUCAGGUGUUGCAGAACUGUACCGCCCCUAACCUUACACAUGGAAGACCGGAUUCUCUAAUAUGGAGCAAUUCUGAUGGGAAGGAGCUUGAUUUUUCUGCCUCUAAUGUGUGGGAUAUGAUUAGAGUUAGGAAGGAGCAAGUAGUGUGGGUUAAUGUUGUUUGGUUCUCAAUGAGUCCGGAUUCACAUGCGCAUUUUUUUUUCAGGUGUAUAUACUCGACUACUGUUUGGACACUUUUUAAGGAUAUGGCUGGUCUUGGACAUGUGCUGAAUACCGAAGAUACUACAGACUACUUGAUUCCGAUUUCCAAAGGCAAAUCUGCAAAAAGUGUAAUUGGUAGAUUGGUUCAUGCUGCAGCUGUUUAUUUUAUUUGGCAAGAGAGGAAUAAUCGUAUGUUUACCAAUAACAUGAGACCCCCGGAAAGAUUAAAGGAGCUCAUUGUUAACACGGUCAGAAUGAGAUUAGCUUCGGUCAGGUUCAAGGCAAACAGGAACGUGCUACAACUACUUGAAAUCUGGAAGUUACCGAAGAGUCUUCUUAUGGAUGGUGAUGAUCCAUCGUGUGUCACGUGA
This is a messenger RNA of Erigeron canadensis, 1644 nucleotides long. RefSeq lists its product as uncharacterized. NCBI's taxonomy places the organism in Eukaryota, Viridiplantae, Streptophyta, Magnoliopsida, Asterales, Asteraceae. The transcript is spliced from 2 exons. The record is from RefSeq and is a predicted model, not a curated record. Bases 1 to 1644 code for a protein of 547 amino acids.